This is a messenger RNA of Apiotrichum porosum, 636 nucleotides long. RefSeq lists its product as uncharacterized. Gene Ontology annotation, cellular component: cytoplasm; nucleus. Bases 1 to 636 code for a protein of 211 amino acids. Gene Ontology annotation, molecular function: ATP binding; UMP kinase activity. The transcript is spliced from 6 exons. NCBI's taxonomy places the organism in Eukaryota, Fungi, Basidiomycota, Tremellomycetes, Trichosporonales, Trichosporonaceae. Gene Ontology annotation, biological process: UDP biosynthetic process; CDP biosynthetic process. The record is from RefSeq and is a predicted model, not a curated record.
AUGCCAGCCUUCGAUGCGUCCAAGAUCACCGUUAUAUUCGUGCUAGGAGGCCCAGGAAGCGGCAAGGGCACGCAAUGCGACAACCUCGUCACGGACUUUGGAUUCAAGCAUCUCUCGGCUGGUGACCUGCUACGAGAGGAGAAGAGCCGCGACGGAUCGCCGUUAAAGGCCAAGAUCGAGUAUUGGAUCAAGGAAGGCAUGGUCGUCCCGCAAGAGGUGCUUGUGCAACUGCUCACCGACGCCAUGACCGCGACACUCGCCAACCCCCCGCCCUUUGCACCGGGCUCGACGCUCGCCGACGCGUGGAGCGGAGGCCGGGGCCGGUUCCUCAUCGACGGGUAUCCGCGGGCGAUGGACCAGGCGCUCAUGUUUGACGCGAAUGUCGUACAGUCCAAGUUCGUCUUGUUCAUGAACACGUCCGAAGACGUCAUGCGCCAGCGCAUGGUACAGCGCGGGCGUGGCGACGACAACGACGAGACGAUCUGGAAACGCUUCGUGACUUUCCAUAACACGUCCCUCCCCGUCGUCGAGCACUAUCGCAGCGAGGGCAAGGUGGUGGACGUUGACGCGUCGCCUGCCCCGGAGGCCGUCUAUGCGCAGAUCAAGGCUGCGCUGGCGCAGCGUCUCGGCGUGUAG